CAAAGGGGUUCUCCUCCAAUCAGGGGAGCCCCCCCACAGGCAUUGUGAUGUCACCAGGGGAUAUUUAUUGGGGGGGUAUAAUUACUGUCCCCUUGGCCAGUUCCAGUCGCGCAGACCAGAGAGGUCAAGUGGAUUAACCCUUCUGCCACCACAUUGCAACCAGCCUGGAUCCUUCCCACUGUAAGCAGCCAGGACCCCCUCCCAGGAGCCUCGGGGUCCUCCUCUCCCGCGUGGCUGUUCGGCGUGGAAUCGCCUCUGAUAAGUUCUACCAGGAGUUGGAGCCAGACCUGAGGCUGGAGGUGGCUCCUGGGCAGUAAGUGGUUUGGGGGGAGGGGGAGGAGAGAGGAUGAGUUCUCCCGGCACGGAGAGCUCCGGCAAGAGCUUGCAGUACCGGGUGGACCAUCUCCUGAGCGCGGUGGAAAACGAGCUGCAGGCUGGCAGCGAGAAGGGAGACCCCACGGAGCGGGAGCUACGAGUCACUCUGGAGGAGAAUGAGCUGUGGUUGCGCUUCAAGGAGCUCACCAACGAGAUGAUCGUGACCAAGAACGGCAGGCGGAUGUUCCCCGUGCUGAAGGUGAGCGUGUCCGGCCUGGACCCCAACGCCAUGUACUCCUUCCUGCUGGACUUCGUGGCCGCCGACAAUCACCGCUGGAAGUACGUGAACGGGGAGUGGGUCCCCGGGGGCAAACCCGAGCCGCAGGCCCCGAGCUGCGUCUACAUCCACCCGGACUCGCCCAACUUCGGAGCGCACUGGAUGAAGGCGCCGGUUUCCUUCAGCAAAGUCAAACUCACCAACAAGCUCAAUGGAGGGGGGCAGAUCAUGUUGAACUCCUUGCACAAGUAUGAGCCUAGGAUUCAUAUAGUGAGAGUUGGUGGCCCUCAGCGUAUGAUAACCAGCCAUUCCUUCCCAGAGACCCAGUUUAUAGCUGUGACAGCUUAUCAGAAUGAGGAGAUCACAGCUUUAAAAAUUAAAUACAAUCCAUUUGCAAAGGCUUUCCUUGAUGCCAAAGAAAGUGAUCACAAAGAUAUGAUGGAUGAAGUUGGAGACAAUCAACAGUCUGGGUAUUCACAGUUAGGUGGUUGGCUUAUUCCUGGAACUGGGAGUCUGUGCCCCCCCUCCAAUCCUCAUGCUCAAUUUGGAGCACCUCUAUCACUGUCCUCUGCUCACAGCUGUGAAAGAUUCUCAUCGCUGAGGAAUCAUCGUUCUGCCCCUUACACCAAUCCAUAUGCCCAUAGAAACAACUCUCCAACAGCCUAUGCUGAUAAUUCCUCGGCCUGUCUUUCCAUGCUCCAAUCCCAUGACAACUGGUCCAGUCUAGGAGUUCCCACACACACUAGUAUGCUGCCCAUGAGUCACAGCACUGGUACAUCUACCAGCUCCAGUCAGUAUCCCAACUUGUGGUCUGUGAAUAACAGCACCAUCACACCCGUGUCUCAGUCAGGUGGGAUGUCCAAUGGACUGAGCUCCCAGUUUUUGCGAGGCUCUCCAGCACACUACCCACCUCUUCCUCACUCUGUCACUGCCUCCUCCUCGGGAUCUCUGCUGUAUGACGCUGGCACACCAACAGACAUUUCUGAGAGUCAGUAUGAUACCUCUGCACAUAAUAGGCUGGCAUCCACAUGGACUCCUGUCACACCACCUUCCAUGUAAACCAAGCCCUUUCUUUAAGAUAAAGACUUUCUAGCUAUUUAGUUACUCUUAAUACUGAAUCCACAAUGAAGUCUUGAAGAGGGGGAAAAGAGACAUGAAGAAAAUUACAAACAAAAAGGCUGCACUGCUUUUGUGUAAAGUAAUUGAAUUCUACUUCUUACAGUAUAACAGUGUAUCAUUAGCAGCAUAAAGACCUUAUGAGUGCAAUUCUAGUAUAGCAGAUUUACUGCUCUUCCUUUUUAAAAUAAAUAUUUUUAAUCCUUUUCCAUUUGGCAGAGAUGGGCCUGAAACACCAAAAUUUGACCCAUAUUCCACACUUCUCAAUGUUCUGGGACUAUCUGGAUCUGGGGUUUUGUUUCAUGCCCAUCUUGACAGUUUUGUCAGGUUUUUUUUUAAUAAGCUACUUCCUGUCAAUUGCCAGUUAACAUUUUGCUUAGCUGUAGUUGUGAGAGAAGUUUUAUUAAGUGCACAGUUUGAAUCAUUCUCAAAUCUACACAAAUUUAGCUAAUGAAUGAAAUUUGGAGAACUGUGUGCACUAAUGUUUGUUUAUCGUGAGAAUAUGUGAUAUUCUCGUAGUUGACAGUUUUUUAUGCACAGUUAUAUGCUUAUUAUAUGAAUUAAAUGAUGAAGACAAUCAGCAA
Chrysemys picta bellii (western painted turtle) is the source of this 2292-nucleotide messenger RNA. It is a transcript of the gene TBXT, whose product is annotated as T-box transcription factor T. The record is from RefSeq and is a predicted model, not a curated record. NCBI's taxonomy places the organism in Eukaryota, Metazoa, Chordata, Testudines, Emydidae. Gene Ontology annotation, cellular component: nucleus. Gene Ontology annotation, biological process: somitogenesis; positive regulation of DNA-templated transcription; heart morphogenesis. Gene Ontology annotation, molecular function: RNA polymerase II cis-regulatory region sequence-specific DNA binding; DNA-binding transcription factor activity, RNA polymerase II-specific.